Messenger RNA from Diversispora eburnea, 924 nucleotides. The record is from the annotation of a GenBank genome assembly. Lineage: Eukaryota; Fungi; Glomeromycota; Glomeromycetes; Diversisporales; Diversisporaceae.
AACGGUUUGUUUCACAGAUGGGGGCUAGAUAUGGUCACGAGGUAUUGGAAAAUCAACAGCUUAUAAAGAAGGGUUUACCUGUCAAUUCGUAUUUAUAUAAAGUCCCCAAACCCGGUGAACGAUUUAGUUACAUUGUAGUAGUACCUGAAGAGAUUUAUGAUAAUUGCAGAAAAAAAAUAUUACAGAAAAAAGGAGACUGUAUGGAAUAUCCAGAUGUGGUAAAAAAGUUUAACAAGAAAAUAAAUAUUGAUUAUUAUACCGAGAGUUUAUUUGCCCUCUGUGCCCGUUUUAUAAAUUAUGAUGAUAAAUACCAACCAUCGCCCGAAUCUCUAGCAAAAGCCUUGGACCGUAAAAAGAAAUCAAAGGAGAAGAAAUCGAAAAACGUUAAGGAUUUAUUGCAAAGCAGUGACUCUCUGAGUCUAGAUGAGGAUGAAAUAGCAAAUAUCAAAGAUGUAGAGUCGCAGAAAUUGGCUAAAAAGUGGCUUAAAAAUUAUAUCAAGAACUUAUGUGAUGCCCCGAAAAAAGAUGAAACCAUUAUCUCCCAUUUAUGGAAAGACACUACCACCCACGCUCAAAAAAUAUGUUCCAGUAUUAGCAAAGCUGGCGUAACCAGACCUUCAGGUGCCCCUACGAGGUAUAAUGACUACCUUAAUUUGUUAAAUAAAAUUGCAGAUUCUAUUCGUUUAAAGUUAUCAGAUCUACUUUCAAAAUUAUCUAAGCUCAAUGUAGAAUAUAGAAAUGGGUUGUACGGGUUAAUUAUGCAGGUGCAGAAAUGUAAACCUGAUAUUACAAUUUUGGAACAAUAUAUAUUUCGAUAUAAUCUGGAAUCAGAGUGUGAAGCAUUAAUAGAUUUCCGAAAUACAUGGUACAGGGUAAUUGGUCUUGAGUUUGCACGACUUCAAGCACUAUCAAUUAUGCAGAAAA